Colletotrichum phormii is the source of this 2019-nucleotide messenger RNA. RefSeq lists its product as uncharacterized. NCBI's taxonomy places the organism in Eukaryota, Fungi, Ascomycota, Sordariomycetes, Glomerellales, Glomerellaceae. Bases 1 to 2019 code for a protein of 672 amino acids. The transcript has 3 exons. The record is from RefSeq and is a predicted model, not a curated record.
AUGAGUCAGCACUAUGAGGACGCGACGACUUCAGCGCCGCCGCUUACAUUGCCACCAAAAACAGCAGCGCCUCAGAAAGCUAAUCGAUUAUAUCCCGUUCUGUCGCUUCUCUCAGUAAUAUUAUUGUUCAUCUCGGCAGGGGCUGGUAUAGCCUUAUCAGCUGUGGUCCUGUUCCAAAACCUCGAGUCAACAGAGGUUCUCGAUCCUCUCAGCCGAGCUGUUUUUUUCGUCGCUUCCUGCGUGAGUCUGGUUUACGUCUUCACCCAUCUAGUCGCCGGGCGAACAGCGUACAUGAAGAAUUAUGGAUCUCCAACUAUAUACGGCAAAUAUGUUGCCGGGUUUGCCUUUCUCUUGGCUCGACUAGGUCUCCCCGUUUGGGUGGCAGCAAUCACUUUGUCGAUAUUUGUGGCUGUCAAUAUUGGACUAGACCUUUCCAAAGGGGUUCAAGAGAAUCUCCCAUGGCUUAAUGUCAUAAUUAGCAUAUCUUCUCUGUUUUCUCUCGCAGCAGUGCUUGCAGUUAUUGAGAUGGCAGAUCGUCCAUUCGCGACUCUGGGCGUUUCUCAAACGUGGUUCAUUCGAGGAGAGGAUCCACUAGCCUGUCCUGACGACGAUGAUCUUGAGCCAGGAAUUGUCUUCAUAGCGCCGAGUCUCCAGGACAAGCGAGAGAAACGCGUCGAAAAGCAUGGCGGACCAGGGAAACCUGAGAAGCGAAAACGCAAGACGCUGACUAAAAAGAAUCCCCAUGAGCCUCAACACGGAGCUUUACGCCAUGCCAGGAGUAUAUCCAUGCCCACGCCCUUGAAUAAUGUUUUCGGGGAUCGCCCUGGUGCCAUGAUGCCCGACUCUCCAGUCUUUUCCAAUGCAUUCGCAUGGAAACCGCCGACGACAGAUGGCGCGACACCAAAAGCAAGCGGUGCAGUGACACUUGACGACUGGGUCACAUGGCGGGAAUAUGCCAGUAUGCGUCAGGAAGGCUCCGAUAUAUCCACUGAUACCUCAGCGGGUCCUGACGAAGUAAUCUUGCCAUCUAUGUCUCGCCAUGCUCAGUACUCCCCGCGUAGUCAGGCUCUACCUGAGGAGCAAGGGAGGUAUGAUUCUAGGAGAUGGACUGCCAUUGGCAUGCAAUCUCCUCCUAUCAAUGGUCGAUUUCUGGAUAUUCCAUCCAGGAGGCCACUGACGCCGAUGAUGACUAUGGAGGAGGAGAACAGGCUUGUAGGCCGCAGGCCUUCUACCCGAGAUGGGGACUGGGAGGCAAACUAUCAUCUACAGAUGAGGCAAUCUGGCCGGCCGGCAAGCUCACACACUACGACAACAUUCAGAUCAUCUCGGUAUGGUCUCGGGACCAUUUCAGACCAUCCUCCCACACUGCCUCAUAUAGCAAAUCUCGUUACUGGAGCGGAUGGCAUUACAAACAGCAUCCGGCCCGAUAGCAAUGUGCUGCCAAAUGAGGGGCGCCGGAGGCGUAGGAUUUCAAGUGUCAGCUCCCAUGAGGGUCGGCGUCUGACGUACAGGACAGAGAGUCGAGUCACGUCUCAACACAGCUCACGGCCAAGCACGCGCCCGCCGAGCCAACGUCCAUCUGUAGCCACCUUAGCUACGCGGCCUGCGAGCCCUACGUUGACAGUUCGGUCCGUCAGAUCCGACGUGCACAACUUUUCGAGACCUCGGACUUCGGCAGCUGCCAGAAUGCAGUCCAAAGUCGCUAGGCGUCUUCGAGCACUCAAGCAACAGGAGACUGAAAACACUGCGCAGCCUCAGGUGGAUGAACAUCGACCUACAUCUCCAACUACCCCGAUGUCUCCCGCCACUCCAAGAACAGUUAGAGCAGCAGCGGUGAAGACUCUUCAAGAUAGGCUCGGUAAGAGGAACCUAAAGAAGCAAUCGGAGGAAAGCCCCCGCCCAGCAACUCCGGAGACACCUCGGACAGCCAGGGCCACAGCUGUCAAAAACCUACAAGAACGACUCGGUAAACGAAUGAUGCGACGGAAUGAAGAAGAAGCCGCUCAAGCUGUAAAAUAG